AUGUCGUCCUUUCUGUCCAACUCAUCAAAUCAAUCGAAGCUCCAGCUUGCGACAGUUGCCCUCGCCUCUGCAGCUGUUACUGCUGGCGCGAUUUACGGAUACCAGCAAUCUCGUCACGGCGAGCGCCUUAAUCGCCUAAAGAAGUCGAUCCCCAACCCAGCUGGCGAUGCUGAGCCCGAAUUGCAGAGGGUAACCCGUCAAGGUCCCGUCCCUAAGCUCGACAAAGAAGAUGAACACAACCAAGCCCUCGCCCACCGAGCCCAGAAUGGCGACUUCGACGACGAACUGAUUCUCGAGCAACUAGCCCGCAACCGUGUCUUCCUCGGCGACGAAGGGUUCGCCAAGUUGCGCAACUCCUUCGUUGUCAUCGUUGGUUGCGGCGGUGUCGGCUCGCACGCCGCCACCACGCUCGCCCGCUCCGGCGUUUCCAAGCUGCGCCUCAUCGACUUCGACCAGGUCACGCUCAGCUCGCUCAACCGGCACGCCGUUGCCACGCUUGCCGACGUCGGGCUACCCAAGGUGCAAUGCCUGCAGCGCCGGCUGAUUGCCAUCACACCGUGGGUGCGGUUCGACCUGCGCCUGCAAAAGUUCGACGGAUCGGCCGCUCCCGAGUUGCUCGGUGCGUGGGAAAAGGACGGGCAGAUGCCUGACUUCGUCAUCGACGCCAUCGACAACAUCGACUCUAAGGUCGAGCUGCUCAAGUACUGCUACGACAACAAUCUCCCCGUUAUUUCGUCCAUGGGCGCCGGCACCAAGAGCGACCCAACGAGGAUCAUGGUUGGUGAUAUUGGCACCAGCACGGACGACGGACUUUCGCGCGCCACCAGGCGCCGCCUGAAGCUCCUCGGUGUCACCAGCGGCAUUCCCGUAGUGUACUCGACUGAGAAGAUGGGCGAGGGCAAGGCGGCGCUUCUGCCAUUGCCCGAGGAGGAGUUCAAGAAGGGCGAUGUCGGCGACUUGGCGGCGCUGCCCGAUUUCCGCGUGCGUAUCCUACCUGUGUUGGGAACCAUGCCGGCGGUUUUCGGGUAUACAGUUGCGAACCAUGUCAUUCUUAAGAUCUCCGGUUAUCCUCUCGACUACAUUCCCCAAAAGGCCCGCGACAAGAUGUACGACGGUAUCCAAGCCUUCGUUCAGGCCAGUGAAGAAAAGAUCAUCCGCGCCGUGACCGGCGGUCCCCGCGAGCUCUGCAUCGGGCUGAAGGUGCCCAUCCAGCCCUGCGAGGUCUCGUUUCUUGUCGAAGAUAUCUACAAGGCCAAGAGCGCCGUCACCGGCAUCGCCACGAAGCUCGUCCUGAUCAGGUGGCAGAAGCCUACCCGGGACAUCCUUAUUAGGAUAGGUGAGGGCGCGGACGAACAAAAGUCGUCGGAUCUGAAACUGUCGGAGCUCGUCUGCAUGACCAAGGAAGAGGCGACGAGACACCAGAAAGAGGUGUUGCUGGGCGAGAAGACGCUCGAGGAGCUCUACAACGCUGAAAUUAUAGAGAGAGUGGCGAAGAGACAAGAGGAGAUCAAGCUGUAUGAGAAGUACAGAUGAUUCUCUUGUUCUCGUAAAACUCAAAUGGCCUGUUAAGGUCAAAUGGUUGAUUUAUUGAUUGUUUUGAUUGCCGGCGUCCAAAAGUCACAUCGCAGAGA
Molecule: messenger RNA, 1631 nt
Organism: Neurospora tetrasperma FGSC 2508
Lineage: Eukaryota; Fungi; Ascomycota; Sordariomycetes; Sordariales; Sordariaceae
Exons: 3
Coding region: 1-1533 (510 amino acids)
Biological process (GO): cyclic threonylcarbamoyladenosine biosynthetic process
Cellular component (GO): mitochondrial outer membrane
Molecular function (GO): tRNA threonylcarbamoyladenosine dehydratase activity; ubiquitin-like modifier activating enzyme activity
Source: RefSeq, a predicted model, not a curated record